AAAUCAAACAUGUAAAUAAAGCAUCCAUUGUUGACAUUCCUCCAGUCCCCUUCGAUUCGCGUGCUAGGUUUAGGUACCGUUGAAUGCUUACUAACAAGCGUACGGUGGCAGUUUGACCACAGGAGAGCAUUCUAUCAUACAGAAACUGAUUGGGCCACUGGAUUUUGACAUUGGAUAUCGGAUACUUGAAUUGGCUACCAUGCUUUGUGCUCAAGGUGCACCCUUUCGUUGCGCUCCGCGGCAAGGUCGAUUAUGCAUUGUCCAAGCAGCUACUAAAGGUUUCGGUGCAAAGCCCAAAGCUGUACCAAAGCCAAAGAAGGACAAUCCUGCACCAGAGCCUUGCCCUUGCGACUCAGGAAAGGCGUACAAGAACUGCUGUGGGGCAGUCCAUCGCGGAGAAACGGUUGCUGCCACGCCGGAAGCGACGCUCCGUGCCCGCUUCUCCGCGUUCGUGAAGGGCGAAGCCGAUUACCUGAUUACUACGACGCACCCUGAUUACCACGUGAACCACUACCAGGUGCCCAUCCCGGGGGGAGCCGUGGAACGCCUCCGUGAGGAUGUGGCGGGCGCCUGCAACAAGUUUGCAUUCACGGGGCUGCGAGUUGUAGGCGCGGAGCCGGGAGUGAACGAGUAUGAGGGGUACGUCUCCUUUGAGUACCUUAGUCGCAAACGUUCGGCACCUGGCGCCCCGGUGACGGAGGAGGAGGUGCGGGACACGACCGCCUGGAGUCGGACCGCGGAGAGGUGCCGGUUCCUCCGCACCUCCAGUGGUACGUGGCAGUUUGUGGACUAUCAGACCGCUACCUUCGAUUCCAGCAUGCUCGGCGGCCUACAGGAGCAGCAACCAGCUGCGAUGUGAGGAUGAUAACAGCAAUAGCAGCAAUAGCGAAAUGUACGCCAGCCAAAGGCAAGGAGAGCCGUGUCGGGAAACGCCGAGAAGAUGGAGUGGGGAAGUUGGGGAGACAGCAGGGUUUUUAUUACUUCAUUGUAGCAGCCGUCUCCUUUAUGGGAUUUUGUGGGAAUGCCGCUUGGCACAACAAGGGAUGUCAGGACUUGCGUUGCGGAGCACCACUGCUAAGAGGAGGUGCUUAGUCUGUGUCUCGUGGCGGUGAUGGAGACGGCGGUCGCGGUGGCGGUAGUCGUGGUCGCUCUGUUGGCAGUAGGUUGGCGGGUGAGCACCACCGCCUGGAGCGGGCAUGCUGUGUAUGACGGCUGUGUGUAAUAGCGACGCGUCGGAAGGCGCAUUGGGAGACGUGACCGUUACAUGAAAACGCAACUGACAUGUGGCCGACGCAUGGAAAGUCGGUGGGCUGUACAGGUGGGAAAUUCAGUUGCAUUAUCGCUUAAACCUACGUGACCUGCAAAAUUUGUAUCUCUCAACCUAUGUAAUUGAGAUUGUCACGC
Volvox carteri f. nagariensis is the source of this 1404-nucleotide messenger RNA. RefSeq lists its product as uncharacterized. The transcript is spliced from 6 exons. The coding region runs from base 200 to 859 and encodes 219 amino acids. The record is from RefSeq and is a predicted model, not a curated record. Lineage: Eukaryota; Viridiplantae; Chlorophyta; Chlorophyceae; Chlamydomonadales; Volvocaceae.